Molecule: messenger RNA, 457 nt
Organism: Xylaria bambusicola
Lineage: Eukaryota; Fungi; Ascomycota; Sordariomycetes; Xylariales; Xylariaceae
Exons: 2
Coding region: 178-447 (89 amino acids)
Cellular component (GO): mitochondrial inner membrane; mitochondrion; MICOS complex
Source: RefSeq, a predicted model, not a curated record
GUACCAAAUUAAACGUCACCAUCUAGGAGCCCCUCGAAACCUUCCUACAGCCACCACCGACGUUCGCUCAGCCCAGCCAAUACCCACCAGGUAUGCGCGACUUGGUUUGAGACUGAUACAAAGUCAAUUGGGUCUUUUUGCUAACAUCCAACUUUGCUUGGGCGCAGUUUGCCCAGCAUGCCUGAGACGACGACUCCCGCGCCCUCGAGCGCCAUCUCCCGACCCGUGAGCGAAGCGCUGCUGAACGAGAAGUGGGACAGAUGUUUAUCGAACAUGCUUAUUAAAUCGUCUCUUGGUUUCGGGUUCGGCGUCGUCUUCUCCGUUUUGCUGUUCCGAAGGCGCCCGUGGCCCGCCUUCGUGGGUAUUGGUUUCGGUGCCGGUCGUGCAUACGAGGAGUGUAAUUGGAGUUUGAAGCAAGCUUCGCGAGACCUCAAGAAGACAGCAUAAACUCUCUAAU